AUGGCAAAAGUUCUCAACACAAUUCUCAUCCUUGUAUACUUUUCUGUGGCUCUGUUAGCCACGGUAGCUGAAAUGAAGAGAGACAUCUGGUAUAAUGAAGAAGAGAUCUUGUCUAAAGACGAAAUCCAGGAGGAGGAAUUUUUCAGAAAGGGUUUGGGGUGGGGCAGAAGAGGCAUAGAUAGACAUAGGGGAUUCAUCAGAGGAAAGAGCAAGAUAACUCCAUGGCCGAGAAGCAAGAGCUGGACUAAGGGAUUUCCAUACGUGAGGCCUAGACAUGGCGUAUUUCGAAGAUGGCCGGGUGGAAGAAGAGCUAGCCGGGAACCUGAAGUGGGAGGAAUUCCAGAACCUGAUGUAGGAAAUGAGCCUGUACCUGAUGUGGGACCAAAUCCAGAGCCGAAGCCUGAAAAUGGACCGGCACCAAGACCCGAAGAAGUAAUCAAGCCGGGACCAGGGCCUGAAGCAGCAAUCCAGCCGGUACCUUCACCGGAACCCAAUCCGGUACCUCAGCUUGGACAUGGAAAUGAACCUGCUGCACCUGUACCUGUACCUGUACCUGUACCAGUAGUGGAAACAAAUCCAGGGCCUGGAGAAGGAAAUUCCCCAAGACCUGAAGAAGUAAUCAAGCCUGUACCAUCGCCGCCUCAAGAAGGAAUCAACCUGGAACCUAAAGAAACACCGAGUCCAGCACCUCAGGCCGGAAUCAGGCCUAGACCCGUUGAAAGAACAUAUACAAGUCCUGAAGAAGGAAAUUCCCCGAGACCGGCAGAAGCUUCCAAAUCUGGACCAGAUCCUGACGAAGGAAUCGACUCUGAACCUAAAGAACGAAUGAGCCCAGAACCAGAAGCGGGGAUGAGGCCUGGACCGAGCGAAAGAACAAAUCCACCUGAAGAAGGUGAAGCUGAAAACAGAGCAGGUCCACCUGAAGUAGUCGGAAUUGCGCCUGGACCUGAUGUUGGAGAUAAACCAUUAAACUUGAAUAAAGGAUCAAGUUCAACAAGCGUGCCUCCAGAAAUGGAGACACAUCUGCAACCCUUGUAUGGAUUGGAAUCCUGGCCUUAG
This is a messenger RNA of Oldenlandia corymbosa var. corymbosa, 1059 nucleotides long. NCBI's taxonomy places the organism in Eukaryota, Viridiplantae, Streptophyta, Magnoliopsida, Gentianales, Rubiaceae. The record is from the annotation of a GenBank genome assembly.